Messenger RNA from Rhincodon typus (whale shark), 438 nucleotides. Its product is annotated as gastrula zinc finger protein XlCGF7.1-like. The record is from RefSeq and is a predicted model, not a curated record. Lineage: Eukaryota; Metazoa; Chordata; Chondrichthyes; Orectolobiformes; Rhincodontidae. The transcript has 2 exons. The coding region runs from base 1 to 438 and encodes 145 amino acids.
AUGGCUCACGAACACGUGUUUGAAGAAAACUGGUGCAAGAAAGUGUCUGAGAGUCAUUUGGCUUGUCACACUGGAGAGAGACCAUUCGUCUGCUCUGUGUGCGGGAAGGGAUUUAUUAAAUCAGCACAGCUUCUGAUACACCAGCAUGGUCACAUUCGAGAGAGACCCUACACCUGCACUGAAUGUGGGAAGGGAUUCACUCGGACAUCUGAUAUUCAGAGAACACCAGCUGUUCACAUUGGGGAGAAACACUUUACUUGCUCCAUGUAUGGGAAGGGAUUCACUCGGCCCUCCAAUUUCAGCGGACAUGGGCUUAUUCACACUGAUGAGAGACUAUUUAAAUGCUCCAACUGUGAGAAGAUCUUUAGAAGCAGCAAUGAUUUGAUGAAACACCAGCAAACCCAUUCUGGGGAGAUCCGUCAUAAUUCAGUAAUGUGA